AUGUCUGCUCUAGUCCAUGACUCUCCUGACCGAGCCGUCACGGCCAUCGAGCCUUUGACAGGAAGUGACAACUUCGCGACCUGGAAACGUCUCAUGACCUCCUAUCUCAAAGCUAGGCAGGUAUGGGUUGUCGUGUCGGGCGACCUUCAGCGUCCCGACUGUCCAUUCAAGUACGCCAAACCUAUUACGGCGGACAUCCACCCCUUGGUGGAGCCCCACCUCAAUGGGGCGGUGAGGCAACGAGCUAUUGAAGCGCGCCUCGAAGUGGAGGUCCAGGCAUUCGAGCGCCACCGUGAAUGGCCGCGCCGUGAAGUCGAGGCCUACCACACCAUCUUCCGGUACCUGUCCCCCCACAUCAGCAUUCAUGUCGCGGGACUAGAGACAUCCCGUGACCUCUGGAAUGAACUUGAGGAACGAGACCGGCGAAUGGAACUCGCCACCUUCUGCGAAUUGUUUGCUCAACUUCGCGAGACCACCGGCGACCGAUGCGCCAGUGCGCGUGAGUUUGUUGAUCGCGUACGGCUGCUCGUACAUCGGUUGAAUGCCAUUGCUCCAGGAUCAAUCGGUGACAAGACACAUAUUGCAAUUCUGCUCACGCAGAUCGGACCGGAAUACAUCCUGGUUGUGGAUGCGAUCCAGAAUGACAAGGAUCCGGUCAACCUGACCACGAUCGGAAAUCGGCUGUCCAACGCCGAGCAGACGGUCCGACGAAAGGAGUCUCCCGCGCCCCCACAGGGAGUCCCAGGACCGUCAAUCAAUGCAGUGCAGAGAAAUCCCAAGAAGUGUACCUACUGCAAGAAGCGCGGCCAUGUGGUCGCGGAGUGCUGGAAAAAAAACAGCGCGAAAUACACCCGCCUAGGGACUAUGCCCUGA
This is a messenger RNA of Penicillium olsonii, 873 nucleotides long. Lineage: Eukaryota; Fungi; Ascomycota; Eurotiomycetes; Eurotiales; Aspergillaceae. The record is from the annotation of a GenBank genome assembly.